CGCAGCAGCAGCAGCAGCACUGAUGGCCUCCAGAAGAUUGAGGGCAUUCAAGAGGUGGAUGAAAUCCCAAGGAAUCGAAUGCAGCGAUGCGCUCGAGCUUUUGGACAGUCCUGAAGAAGGGAUUUCUGUGAGAGCUCUUUGUGAUCUGAAGAAAGGAGAUGUAGUGGCAAAAAUACCAAAGAAAGCUUGUCUCACAAUCAAAACAAGUGGGGCAUGUGAGAUGAUUGAAUCCGCUCGUUUGGAUGGUUGUUUGGGCCUGUCUGUCGCUUUGAUGUACGAAAGGAGCUUAGGUGAAGCCUCCUCUUGGGCUGGUUACCUUCAGCUAUUACCUCAUCAAGAGUCCUUGCCCUUUCUUUGGUCUGUUGAUGAAGUGGAUUCUCUUCUACGUGGCACUGAGCUUCACAAGACAGUUAAAGAAGAUAAGGCUCUUAUUUAUGAGGAUUGGAAAGAGAGCAUUCUGCCUCUCAUGGAUGCACCUCUAAAGGUCAAUAAAUGCUUUUUUGGCGUAGAAGAAUAUUUUGCUGCAAAAAGUCUUGUUGCUUCUCGAUCUUUUGAAGUAGAUGAGUACCAUGGGUUUGGUAUGGUUCCUCUGGCAGAUUUGUAAGUAAUCUCUACU
Carica papaya (papaya) is the source of this 616-nucleotide messenger RNA. NCBI's taxonomy places the organism in Eukaryota, Viridiplantae, Streptophyta, Magnoliopsida, Brassicales, Caricaceae. The record is from RefSeq and is a predicted model, not a curated record.